CGUUGUUACAAAUGACAGUUGUAUUUGAUCGAAUACAAUUCAGACCUGGAACUCAUGCAAAGGAGAUGAUCGAAAAGGCUGGAAUCGAAGAAUCUUGGUAAUUCCGACUGUGACAAAUGAAAGUUGCAAAAUUUCCAAUAAAUGAGAAUUUAUGAAUGUGGAUACAGCGAGAUAUUUUGCGGGGGGUCUUUACUGGAGUUAUCGUGACCCAGGUAGACCAAAAGUCCUCCUUAAUAAUGAGAUUUUGAUUAAGACUGCCAAUGUAAGACUGAAGUACUGAUGCAUAGGAUAAUUGUGUUUGAUGUUAAGUACGGACAGCAUCAAUGGGAAACUGUUUUUCGUGCUUUAAGGUGCCUUUUCCACCAGCCACCACUGAUCACUCCUCGUCAUUGGAACAAAAAGACGAAACAAUGGAACUUAGGGGUUUGUUCCCAAAUUCUUGCCAACAAAGUGGGCCAUUAGUGCCUGAACCACACAUAAAUGGAAACAGAAAAUCCAUCACAACAUUAUCGACAUUCAAUAACGUAGGAUCUGAUAAUUGUGGAUCCAUGCCCAGUGUACAAAAUAAUUUACGGUUGUCAAGAGGAUUUUAUACAUGUUUACCGCCAUUAGGUAGGUCUGGACAGUCAUCUGGACUGACUGUAACAAUUGAAUCAAAACAACAGAGAGAAUCGGAGAGCAAAUUAAAUGCAUUAUUCGACCAAUAUAAGGAUCCGCACAAAGAUGUAAUUUUAGCAGACGGCAUAGAAAGACUUUGCAAUGAUUUACAACUAUCGCCGGACGAAUUUCAAGUACUUGUUCUUGCUUGGAAACUGAAUGCCGAACAGAUGUGCCAAUUUACGCGUCAGGAAUUCGUUGCUGGUUUAAAAGCGAUGAAAGUGGACAGUAUACGUGGUAUACAAACAAGACUACCAGAAAUCGUUCAAGAGUUGUCCAUAAAUAGUGAUUUAUUCAAAGAUCUCUACCGAUUUACGUUCCGUUUUGGCUUGGAUGUUAAUUCAGGCCAAAGGAUAUUACCAGCUGACAUGGCAAUCGUACUGUGGAAGCUUGUCUUUACAUUACGCGAACCGCCUCUUCUAUGUAGAUGGCUGAAGUUUCUCGAGUGCCAUCAUGUUAGAGGUAUACCCAGGGAUACGUGGAACAUGUUUCUGAAUUUUGCCGAAAGCAUUGGCGAUGAUCUUGGUGCCUACGAUGAUGCAGAAGCAUGGCCAAGUUUAUUCGAUGACUUUGUGGAAUAUGAGAAUGAUCAAAUGAACCAGAAUAUCAGUAAAGAUGAUAUCAUGAAAAAUGUAUCUAUCGACAAAGCUUAACGUGGGUGUUUUAAAUUUUUCAUUGUGACAAAGGUAUUAUUAGCUUACAUUUUGAAUUCGAAAUAGGAUUAUUAAAACUCCAGAUCCAGACAGGAUCGUUUAAAAUUCUUUGACCAUGAAACGACUAAAAUAUUUUCUCUAU
This is a messenger RNA of Dufourea novaeangliae, 1452 nucleotides long. It is a transcript of the gene SCCRO3, whose product is annotated as DCN1-like protein 3. Lineage: Eukaryota; Metazoa; Arthropoda; Insecta; Hymenoptera; Halictidae. The record is from RefSeq and is a predicted model, not a curated record. The coding region runs from base 324 to 1310 and encodes 328 amino acids. Gene Ontology annotation, molecular function: ubiquitin-like protein binding; ubiquitin conjugating enzyme binding; cullin family protein binding. Gene Ontology annotation, cellular component: ubiquitin ligase complex. The transcript is spliced from 4 exons. Gene Ontology annotation, biological process: protein neddylation; positive regulation of ubiquitin-protein transferase activity.